AGGUGAGGAGGCUUGCGCCUACGAGGUGGGCGGGUCUUUAGACCAAUACAGUCGAGGCAUCCCUCUAACCCACAGUGUAGACGGUACCGGGCAGGACCGCUUCGACGGUGGUCAUCUCUUCAGCCACGUGGUGUUACCAGGGCAACCACGGUCACGACAACCCAAGCUGCAGCACAACCAGUCCAUCCUCAGGAAGCAGGCCGAGGAGGACUCAAUCAAAUGCUCCCGAUCCCUGUCUGAGAGCUAUGAGCUGUCAGCCGACCUACAGGACAAAAAGGUGGAGAUGCUGGAGCGUAAGUAUGGAGGCCGUUUCAUAACGCGUCAUGCGGCCCGCACCAUCCAGACAGCCUUCCGCCAGUAUCAGAUGAACAAGAACUUUAAACGUCUCCGCAGUUCCAUGUCCGAGAACCGCAUGUCCCGACGUAUCGUCCUGUCCAGCAUGAGGAUGCAGUUCUCCUUGGAAGGCCCUGAGAAUGUUCAUCAGUCGUCCUUCCUCACCGACAACGGAACCAAACACCUGGGGGCCCUGGUCCAAUCAGAAUGCAGCUCUGACCUGGGGGGUGUGGUCCCAGGUACUAUGAAGUCACCUGUGGUGGCCCAGAACGAUGACUUCACUGACGCUAUAACGGAGCUGGAGGACGCGUUCUCCCGUCAGGUCAAGUCUCUGGCCGAGUCGAUAGACGAUGCUCUGAAUAGUAGGAGUCUGCACAGGGAGGAGGGGGGGGCAGGAGAGACGAGGCAAGGGGGGAGAGGACACCCUGACCUGGACAAAGACCGAGACAGAGAGCUGCUCUCCUACCAGGUCAAACCCUCCUCACACAGCAGUGCGGAACACCACAAACUGGAUGAGAUGACAGCAUCAUACAGCGAUGUGACUCUCUACAUUGAUGAGGAAGAGCUGUCCCCUCCUCUCCCUCUGUCUCAGUCCCUGGACCAUUCCUACUCUCCUCUCCCUCUGUCUCAGUCCCUGGACCAUUCCUACUCUCCUCUCCCUCCGUCUCAGUCCCUGGACCAUACCUACUCUCCUCUCCCUCUGUCUCAGUCCCUAGAGCGCCCCUACAUCCCCCUACCAUCGGUAGACCGGCCCUCCUCCAAAGAGUCGGAGCUGCGUUUGCGUUCUCUCUCCUGGUCUCUGGUCCAUAAGGAUGAUAAAGGUCAGGGGUCAGACACCUCCUGCCGCAGCACACCCUCCCUGAAGCAGCAGGAGCAGAGGCUUAGGGUCGACCGCCUCCCACUGCUGACCAUCGAGCCGCCCAGCGACAGCUCUGUGGAGCUCAGUGACCGUUCCGACCGCUCCAUUCUGAAGAGACAGAAAGCCUACGAUCGCCAGCCCAUUAGUCAGCCAGCCAGCCCCAAACAUCCCCCUCCUCACCCCUCCUCCUUGUCUCACCCCCGUGGCCUGCCCCCCAAGGGAACCUCCUGGGAUGAGGAUGCUCCCCGCUACCGGCCACGCGCACUAGAGGCCCACCUGGCGAUCAACGGGAUGGCUAACCGGCAGAGCAAGUCAGAGUCGGACUUCUCAGAUGGGGACAAUGACAGUAUCAACUCUACAUCUAACAGUAAUGACACUAUUAACUGCAGCUCUGAGUCCUCCAGUAGAGAACAGACCCUCAGAAAACAGACCUAUCACAAAGAGACACGCAGCAGUUGGGACUCACCGGCCUUCAGUAAUGAUAUCAUCAGGAAGAGACACUAUCGUAUCGGACUAAACCUGUUUAACAAGAAGCCAGAGAAGGGUUGCCAGUACCUGACGGAUCGAGGGUUUGUCCCAGACACUCCAGAGGGAGUGGCUCACUUCCUGCUCCAGAGGAAGGGUCUGAGCAGGCAGAUGAUUGGAGAGUUCUUGGGGAACAGGCAGAAACAAUUCAAUAGAGACGUCCUGGAUUGUGUGGUGGAUGAGAUGGAUUUCUCAGCCUUGGAACUAGAUGAGGCUCUCAGGAAGUUCCAAGCUCACAUCAGAGUCCAGGGAGAGGCCCAAAAGGUGGAAAGACUCAUAGAAGCAUACAGUCAGAGGUACUGUAUCUGUAACCCCGGGGUGGUACGACAGUUCCGUAACCCCGACACCAUCUUCAUCCUGGCGUUCGCCAUCAUCCUCCUCAACACUGACAUGUACUCUCCCAACGUCAAGCCAGAGAGGAAGAUGAAGCUGGAGGACUUCGUCAAGAACCUCAGAGGUGUGGAUGAUGGAGGGGACAUCCCACGGGAGAUGCUGACAGGUAUAUAUGAGAGGAUCAGGAAGAGGGAACUGAAGACAAAUGAAGAUCACGUCUCUCAGGUCCAGAAGGUUGAGAAACUCAUUGUUGGGAAGAAACCGAUUGGUUCUCUGCACCAUGGUCUAGGCUGUGUUCUGUCUCUGCCACACCGCAGGCUGGUGUGUUACUGCAGGUUGUUUGAGGUUCCAGACCCCAACAAGCCUCAGAAACUGGGUCUGCACCAGAGAGAGAUCUUCCUCUUCAAUGACCUGGUGGUGGUGACAAAGAUCUUCCAGAAGAAGAAGAACUGUGUGACAUACAGCUUCAGACAGUCCUUCUCCCUUCAUGGGAUGCAGGUGCUGCUGUUUGAGAACCAGUACUAUCCUAACGGUGUGCGGUUAACUUCGGCGGUUCCCCGAGCGGAUGUCAAGCUUUUAAUCAACUUCAACGCUCCCAACCCUCAGGACAGGAAGAAGUUCACUGACGACCUGAGAGAAUCCAUUGCCGAGGUCCAGGAGAUGGAGAAAUACCGCAUAGAGUCGGAGCUAGAGAAGCAGAAGGGCGUGGUCCUUCCCAGUCUAUCACAGAGCUUGGGGCUGAAGAAGGACUCUGGGAACGGCCAAAUGGGUCGAGGGAGCCUUGAUGACAACUACGCCAUGGGGGAGGGGCUAAAGAGGAGUGCCCUCAGCAGCUCGCUACGAGACCUCUCAGAUGCAGGUAAGCGUGAGCGUCGCAGCAGUGCAGGAUCAGUAGACAGCAAUACUGAAGGCUCCAUCAUUAGCCACCCCAGUCCCCACAUGAGACGCAGAGCCACGUCUUCCCGAGACAGAGACGGUCCUUCCAGAGGACAUUCUGUCCCCACCACCUCCUCUUCCCUCCUGGGCUCUUUGUUCGGGACCAAGAGGGCCAAGUCCCCCUCCCUGUCCCCCCAGCACCCCACCAACCUGCACCAGACGGCCCAGAGCCAGGCAGAUACACAGAACCAGCUGCUUCAAGGAGCCCAGUACUGCCAGAACCCUCCACCCUACCACCACCACCACCACUACCACCCCCCUGCCCCUGGGUCUGCCCCCUCCUCCUCUCAUCCACCUCCCCCUCCUCACCACCACCCACUGCCUCCCACACCCACUGCCUCCUCCACCAAGCCCAAACACAGCGGCAUCAGCACCGUGGUUUGAGGACAGAAACGCACACAGACGCGCACACAGACGCACACACAGACGCACACACAGACGCACACACAGACGCACACACAGACGCACACACA
Molecule: messenger RNA, 3459 nt
Organism: Oncorhynchus kisutch (coho salmon)
Lineage: Eukaryota; Metazoa; Chordata; Actinopteri; Salmoniformes; Salmonidae
Product: IQ motif and SEC7 domain-containing protein 1-like
Exons: 12
Coding region: 284-3370 (1028 amino acids)
Biological process (GO): regulation of ARF protein signal transduction; actin cytoskeleton organization
Molecular function (GO): guanyl-nucleotide exchange factor activity
Source: RefSeq, a predicted model, not a curated record